AUGGAUGACGCAAACGAUGAUGAGGUGUAUUUCUUUUCAUCUGAUGAAGAGGAUUUUGAAGGUCUUGGUACUAGUGAAUUGAGUGGAGCCAGUGUAAUAAAAGGAACUGGCGCUCAUGGGAAAGCAGUAUUUGCAACAUCAGUAAAAACAAUUGGUCAAAAUCCACAGCUGGCCCUCGCCCUUGUGAUACACAGUUAUAAUGAACCUGGCAAGUGUGAUGAAGUUGUGCUGUAUACGAGAGAAAAAAAUGUGAUGUUUCGCGGUUCGUUAGAUGGUAGAUUUUCACUUACAGUUAGUAGAGCGUCGGCAUCAAUGCGAUCAUCAAAUGAUCCCACCGUAUGGAUAGUGCAACUUCCAUCUGAAGAAAAUUGCAUUUUAUUUGCAGCAUCGAGUCACCCAGUAAGUUGUGGUCCUAAGUAUGUGAAAUUGGGAAGAAAAAGUGAAAGAGUAAAUUCCUUGCAAAGUUUUGAAAAUGUUUACCCUUUGAAACAAAAAAUCAGAAUUCAGCCUGAGAACACGUCAUUUACCGAGAAAUUAGAUACACAAGUUCGACAGCUUUCAACAGUAUCUCUAUCUUCGUUACGAGAUGUGAAUGAAUUUGGAAAAACAGAAGUGUUCGUAGAACUGCCUCAGUCACUAGUUGCCAUAAAACAGUCAAAUUUAUCCAUUUGUAGCCGGAAGAUUCGAAAGUUUAUUGUAUUGUUGAUUGAUAUUGGAGGUGUAGUUUUGUUUUUGAAGAAACUGAAGCGAAAGGUCCAGGAGGCUGAUCUGCGCUUCAUUACACGUUUAUGUAUUCCUUUCCAAAUUUCAUUUUCUGAAAUGAAUUGGUUUUUUGCAUACCCUUGGAAGUUACGUUCAUUUUGUAAGGAAAUAGGGGAAGAAUGA
This is a messenger RNA of Enterobius vermicularis (human pinworm), 885 nucleotides long. The record is from the annotation of a GenBank genome assembly. Lineage: Eukaryota; Metazoa; Nematoda; Chromadorea; Rhabditida; Oxyuridae.